Molecule: messenger RNA, 1524 nt
Organism: Otolemur garnettii (small-eared galago)
Lineage: Eukaryota; Metazoa; Chordata; Mammalia; Primates; Galagidae
Gene: ARPC1B
Product: actin related protein 2/3 complex subunit 1B
Exons: 10
Coding region: 91-1209 (372 amino acids)
Biological process (GO): Arp2/3 complex-mediated actin nucleation
Cellular component (GO): Arp2/3 protein complex; actin cytoskeleton
Molecular function (GO): actin filament binding
Source: RefSeq, a predicted model, not a curated record
UGGCUGCGGCGCUUUGCCAAGCACAGAGCCGGUUAGUCGCGUCGACUGCCCAGAGUCCGCGGCCGAAGAUCUUGCAGGAGCCAAGUGGCCAUGGCCUACCACAGCUUCCUGGUGGAGCCCAUCAGCUGCCAUGCCUGGAACAAGGACCGCACCCAAAUUGCCAUCUGCCCAAACAACCAUGAGGUACACAUCUAUGAGAAGAGUGGGACCAAGUGGACCAAGGUGCAUGAGCUCAAGGAGCACAAUGGUCAGGUGACAGGCAUCGACUGGGCUCCUGAGAGUAACCGCAUUGUAACCUGCGGCACAGAUCGCAAUGCCUACGUGUGGACACUGAAGGGCCGCACAUGGAAGCCUACCCUGGUCAUCCUGCGGAUUAACCGGGCUGCUCGCUGUGUGCGCUGGGCCCCCAACGAGAACAAAUUUGCUGUGGGCAGUGGCUCCCGUGUUAUCUCCAUCUGUUAUUUUGAGCAGGAGAAUGACUGGUGGGUGUGCAAGCACAUCAAAAAGCCCAUCCGCUCCACUGUUCUCAGCCUGGACUGGCACCCCAACAACGUGCUCCUGGCUGCAGGCUCCUGUGACUUCAAGUGCCGGAUCUUCUCAGCCUACAUCAAGGAGGUGGAGGAGAGGCCGGCACCCACACCAUGGGGCUCCAAGAUGCCCUUUGGGGAGCUGAUGUUUGAAUCCAGCAGUAGCUGUGGCUGGGUGCAUGGCGUCUGCUUCUCAGCCAGCGGGAGCCGUGUGGCCUGGGUCAGUCAUGACAGCACUGUGUGCCUGGCUGAUGCUGACAAGAAGAUGGCUGUUGCAACCCUGGCCUCUGAAACGCUGCCGCUGCUGGCACUGACCUUCAUCACAGAAAACAGCUUGGUGGCGGCGGGCCACGACUGCUUCCCGGUGCUCUUUACCUACGAUGGCAUAGCAGGGACGCUGAGCUUCGGCGGGCGGCUGGACGUGCCCAAGCAGAGCUCGCAGCGGGGCUUGACAGCCCGUGAACGCUUCCAGAACCUAGACAAGAAGGCGAGCUCGGAGGGUGGCGCAUCCUCAGGCGCUGGCCUCGACUCACUGCACAAAAACAGCGUCAGCCAGAUCUCGGUGCUCAGUGGGGGCAAGGCCAAGUGCUCACAAUUCUGCACCACCGGCAUGGAUGGCGGUAUGAGCAUCUGGGAUGUGAAGAGCUUGGAGUCAGCCUUGAAAGACCUCAAGAUCAAAUGACCCAUGAGGAGUAUGUUGCCUUCAUCCCAGCUGCUGGGGAAAUGGGGAGAGGGGAUCAGGGAGAUUAGGGUCGCUUUGCUGAAUGUUUCUAGGGUACUAGUAUGGGUCACUAUAGGGGCUGCUUCUCAAAAGGGAAGGAGACAGGCCUCAAGCAGGGGCUUUGCAGAUAAUCUUACCUAGUCAAGGAACAUGUGCCUUUUUCUUAAAUGCUUUCAUUUGUUAUAAAAAAUAUCCUCAGAGCACUAUGCUGGUCAUGAAUUGCUUCAAAACAUGGAGGUAAUAAAAAUGCAGUGGUGGACACGCUUGCCUGUUUGG